Molecule: messenger RNA, 450 nt
Organism: Urocitellus parryii (Arctic ground squirrel)
Lineage: Eukaryota; Metazoa; Chordata; Mammalia; Rodentia; Sciuridae
Source: RefSeq, a predicted model, not a curated record
GUGGAUGCUAUAUCUGACCAUUUUGAUGAUUCUGGGCCAUCUGACCUUGGAACCAGUGUUUUAAUCAGUCGUGCCACCUUAGUGACAAAGGACGCGGUCUACAUUAAUAAAGAUACUUGCUUCUCACUGUCUAUCAUUCGUGAUGGCUUCGUGCCUUAUCAGGGCGACUGGCUAGAGGUCGAGUAUUGCAUGCAGCCGGGCACCUCAAACAUCAAUACCCUCUCCGUGAAGCCCAUGAACUGUAGGCAUGUGGAUGAGGUCUGCAUUAGCAGCGUACAUGGGCGACAUGGUGUGGUGGCCGACACCAUCUUUUUCACCUUGGAUUCUCUGAAGCUUCCUGCCGGAUAUGUGCCUCAACCAAAUGACAUCGUCGACGUGGACAUAGUAGAGAGCGUUCAGUCCUGCUAUAUUUGGAGAGCAGUUUCUAUGACCCCAAUGCACAUACUGUAA